AACGAAUAUCUUUUCUUUCCCAUUAGCCUCUUCUUUAAGCAGUUAAGAAAUUUUUUAAGGAAUUCCUUUUUUAUUCCUAUUUAUUUGUUCUCUGAUAUACAGAGAUACAACUGGAUGAAUCCUCUUAGUUUUGCUGUUUAUCCUGGGAAACAAGGUGGUGGUGUUGAGGCUGAUAUAAUGGCUGCCAAUGAACUCAAUACUCAUGCAUUCCUCCAGAGCAGUCCAAGAGGUAUAUGUAAGAAUAUCCUAUUACUUCUUGGUGGAUUUGAGACAAAAACCGGGGAACAGUGGCUUGCUUUUCGUAAUGAUGGAAAGUAUAGUGCGGCAGAUUAUGCAAAAAUUACAAGCAACCAAAUAUCAAGAACUCGCUCUCUAGGAGAAAAGUCACUUGGUCCUUCUGAGCAGAACCAAACAAUUAAAAGCAGAAGGCAUUUUGUUGUUAAGAUACUCCAAGGUGCCAUGAGUGGAUUAGCCUACAUGCAUAAUCAUGAUAGAUUGCAUCAGAGUCUUGGACCAGCUUCUGUUGUUCUCAAUACCAUAAUAGAGAGUGAUGCUACUUACUUAGUACCAAGAGUUCGGGAUCUAGCCUUUUCUGUUGACAUCAGCUUUUCAAAUUUGGAAGAAGAUCCAGGAAGACUUUCAGAGGGACUUUGGAGGAGAGCAGUUGCUGCUGGUGCUGUCACACCUAUGGAGAAAAGAGCCUUUGGAAUUGCAGAUGAUAUAUAUGAAGCAGGUCUUCUUUUUGCAUACUUGGCUUUUGUUCCAUUUUGUGAAGCAGGAACCAUGGAUAGCCUUUCUUUGCAACGGCUUUUGGAAAGCACUUUCCAACUUGAUGUAAUGGCAACAAGAGAGUAAGAUAUGCCAUUUUACAUUAUUCACUCAUGGUACUUAUUGUUGUACUGUAUAUCGUUCCUUCAGUCAUAUAUUAAGAUAAUAAAAUCAAUAUAAGACCAUCACCUUAUUACUUCCCCUACAAAUUUUAAUGCACUUUGUGGUAGCUUACCCUUGAGUUGGAAUGCAUCUCAUUCUUCCAAUGUAUGAGACCAAAGUUCAGAACCAGACCACAAAAGUAGUUUUCUCAGAAUUAGAAUAUGAGGAUAGUGUAGGACAAGUUGUCUUCUAAAAAUAUUUUUCGGAGGACUUGUCUAAAAACGUACCUUCUAAUUAAUAUUUUCAAAAACCGAUUGUUGGAUUGAAAAUUCUAUUCAUGUAGAUUAUGCAUGUCAAUUUUCAUAUUGAUCUAACACUUAUAACCCUUUGAUUAAAGAAACUCUAUUUACUAAU
Messenger RNA from Rubroshorea leprosula, 1284 nucleotides. The record is from the annotation of a GenBank genome assembly. Lineage: Eukaryota; Viridiplantae; Streptophyta; Magnoliopsida; Malvales; Dipterocarpaceae.